This is a messenger RNA of Letharia lupina, 807 nucleotides long. RefSeq lists its product as uncharacterized. NCBI's taxonomy places the organism in Eukaryota, Fungi, Ascomycota, Lecanoromycetes, Lecanorales, Parmeliaceae. The coding region runs from base 1 to 807 and encodes 268 amino acids. The transcript is spliced from 3 exons. The record is from RefSeq and is a predicted model, not a curated record.
AUGGCAGUAGUCACUCACAGAGAUCGAGAUGACCUGUAUGAUGAAGCCUUUGAAGAUGUCCACACAUUUUCCGGGACCCCAUAUCCUUGCACGCAGGACGAGCUAGAUGUAUCUGGUGGAGUAAACCGUCAAGAGCCCAUAAGUACACUCACUAUAUUUGAAGCACUCCGCCGCAACGGUCCCAUUGAGGAGCACUUGUAUCCAGGCCUUCGCGAUCUCUGGUUCGACCAUCGCAACCUAGGGCCAUUCAUCAGCGCAAGAACAGCAGCCCGAGAAGUACACGACCACAACAACCUAAGCAGAGGGCCUCCAGGCGCUGAACGCCAAGCUAUUGAUCGCCUUGAUGUCGCGAUCGACGAUGCUUAUACGCAUAAAUGGGGUCCCGAUCUUAUCAUCAAGGCUUUCUGUGACCUGGACACGGUCUUCUUCCGUGGGAGGCUUCGAGGCCAUGUGUGCGUCGCCUGGAAGCCGGAUCACCUGAUGGGUCAAUCAAAGUACGGCGUCACUGGCUAUUUGGGCCAUGGCAAGUGUACGAUCAACCUGAACGCAGCGGAGAUCCUCCGCUACCAGAGUAGCUCGAAGGCUUUCGAGAAGAUGUGGUCGACGAUGCUGCACGAGAUGUGCCAUGCCUACGCCCAAGUCCGAGUUAGGGAACAUGAGUGGCGAGAUGAUGAACGUCUCCACGGGAAAAAUUUCGGCACUAAGAUCCAUGCCGUGGCUAGGAGGGCGGACUACUUAUUUGGUCUGUUCGUUGACAUCAACCAAUUCGGAUCUGACGUUCCCUUUCCACGCUAUGACUCUCCUUGA